AAGAAGAAUUACUGGGGAUGUAAAAACUCAGAAACAAAUACUGCCGUAAGGUCUCUUUCUUUUAGGUUUUCAUGCAACAUAGGAACUGAUUAAAUAGUUAAGUUUUCAAACGGUUUUUCCAUAGUAAAAUGAGGAAUUGUAUUGCAGGCAGGAGUUUUUGUGAGAAUAGGUUUGUUCCUGCUAGUUUCAGUGAAAAAAUGACUACUGAUAAGUUAGAAAAUAUUAUGAGGAUAAGUGAAGUGCUGCUGCGCUUCAUUGUGAUGAUUAUGGCUCUUGUCUGUGCUGUCACUGUGGGCGUUGCUUCAGAAAAUGAGCUUGUUAUCGGGCUUCGCAUGACUGCAGACUUCCGUCUGAUGAAAUCUCUCCCAUGUCUUGUUAUUAUUGAGGGAAUUCUAUCAGGAUACUCUUUGCUGCAAGGCGUGAGGUGUGUUUGGGUCAGGUACAAGGGGAGUAUUUUGUUGAGCAAGCUAUUGGCCUGGAUGAUAUUUUCUUGUGAUCAGGUCAUGGCCUAUGCUAGCCUUGCUGCUGCUGCAUCAGCUGCAGAAUCAGCUUAUCUUGCAAAGAAUGGGGUAUCUGAGCUUCAGUGGAUCAAAGUUUGUGGGUUUUUUGGGAGGUUUUGCUUGCAGACUGGAGCUGGGAUUGUGAUUGGAUUAAUAGCAGCAGUGUGUAUGGGGGCUUUAUCUGUCAUGUCUGCAUAUCAUCUUUUCAGGUUGUAUGGAAGAAAAGCUAGGAGCUCUUGAAAACCUAAAGUGUGUAGGGUUAUGCCAGUGAAGGAUCAAAAUGGUUGCAGAUUUUUAUGCUAUGAAUUGUUUUGUAAAAUACACAGUCCAAAAAAAUCAGAAAACUGAAAUUGCUUCUAAAUUGUUUUGUACUGUUCAAGAACUGUCAGAAACAUUCCAUCGUAAGAGACAGAAAUGGAUACAAAUGUCAAUGUGAGUGCUGUGUAAUACUGAUUGACAAUAAUUUGCUAUGACAUGUUAUCAAAGCAAACUCUUGGCGUAUUGUAACUUGUAAGUUCAUGGUCAAAAACACGAGUAUAAGCACAAAUUCUAUAUCUGGCAAUUAAAAUUGAGUCAAUUUUAUACAUUAAAAAAUAUGAUUAAUUGUUUUAUUUUUA
Cryptomeria japonica (Japanese cedar) is the source of this 1117-nucleotide messenger RNA. Its product is annotated as CASP-like protein 2BC1. NCBI's taxonomy places the organism in Eukaryota, Viridiplantae, Streptophyta, Pinopsida, Cupressales, Cupressaceae. Bases 129 to 740 code for a protein of 203 amino acids. The record is from RefSeq and is a predicted model, not a curated record. The transcript is spliced from 3 exons.